This is a messenger RNA of Gambusia affinis (western mosquitofish), 2388 nucleotides long. RefSeq names its product translocation associated membrane protein 1 (gene tram1). Bases 182 to 1294 code for a protein of 370 amino acids. The transcript has 11 exons. The record is from RefSeq and is a predicted model, not a curated record. Gene Ontology annotation, cellular component: endoplasmic reticulum membrane. NCBI's taxonomy places the organism in Eukaryota, Metazoa, Chordata, Actinopteri, Cyprinodontiformes, Poeciliidae. Gene Ontology annotation, biological process: protein insertion into ER membrane; SRP-dependent cotranslational protein targeting to membrane, translocation.
CCCUCUCUCCGUGGACCCUCCUACCAGCAGAAGAGUGACACGCCAUUCAACAGCAGCCUGGCCCUGUGCAUGCAGGACGCGGUGAGAGCUCAGAUAGAUCACCCCAUCUGGUAGGGAAGAAAAGCACAGAAAAUCGCAUUUGCGUGACGGACAAAGGGAAACUUUUACGAAUCGCGUCGACAUGGGCAUCCGAAAAAAGACCAACAAGAACCCGCCGGUGCUGAGCCACGAGUUUGUGAUCCAGAACCAUGCAGAUAUUGUUUCCUGUGUUGCUAUGGUUUUCCUGCUCGGGCUGAUGUUUGAGGUCACAUCAAAGUUUGCAGUAUUAUUUAUUACUGUCCAGUACAAUGUGACCAUAUCAACGAAUGAGGGCCCAGAAGAGACAGCAGUGAACCACUUCCACCACGGCAUCAAGGACCUGGCAACCGUUUUCUUCUACAUGCUGGUGGCCAUCAUCAUGCAUGCAAUCAUCCAGGAGUACGUGCUGGACAAAUUCAACCGGAAAAAGCACUUCUCCAAAACCAAGCACAGCAAGUUCAAUGAGUCAGGCCAGCUCAGCGCCUUCUACUUGUUCUCCUUCGCUUGGGGCACGAACAUCCUUCUAUCUGAAAACUUCCUGUCCAAUCCCGUCGCCCUGUGGGAGGGCUAUCCUCAUACGCUGAUGCCAUUCCAGAUGAAAUUCUUCUACAUUUGCCAGAUGGGCUACUGGCUACACGCUCUCCCAGAGCUGUAUUUCCAAAAGGCAAAGAAAGAGGAUAUUCCACGGCAGCUUGUGUACAUCUUUCUGUAUCUGGUCCACAUCGCUGGCGCCUACAUUCUGAAUUUGAACCGGCUGGGUUUGGUCCUGCUGGUGUUGCAUUAUUUUGUCGAGCUUCUGUUCCAUGUCUCCCGACUCGUCUACUUCAGCAACGAGAACAGACAAAUGGGAUUCACCAUCUGGGCUGUCUUGUUUGUGAUUGGACGGCUGCUUACCUUGUCCCUGUCGGUCCUCACCGUGGGCUUCGGCCUCUCCACCGCUGAAAACCAAGGCUUUGAUUUGGCUGCAGGAAACUUUAACAUUUUCUUUGUGCGGAUGACCGUCCUGUCAGCCAUCUGCUUUACGCAGGCCUUCAUGAUGUGGAAGUUUAUUAACUUCCAGCUACGGCGAUGGAGAGAGCAUUCCGAGGCUCAGACAUUGAAAAAGAAACAGGCUCCUGCUAAGAGCAAGUCGAAAAAAGACAAAGCUAACGGAGUAAACGGUGUGAGCUCUCAUGGAGCAGAUUCACCGAGAUCAAGAAAAGAGAAGUCCUCAUAAGACAUAAAGAGGAGAAGAAAAGCAAACAUUCCUGCCUGCCUUCCUCAUCCCGCGUAUCUCAAAGAGCCGUCUCUCCCAGGGUCUUCUCGGCUAUGUCCAGCUGGCUGAUUCAACGGCUCCUUGACCCCCCCAUGCCCCAUGUGUGGAUUCACCUUCCCGCACAGAACCGACCUCCCAGCUGGAAUUUCCAGGGCCACUCAGUUUUGUUUUUGCUGCCGAUCGUCCAGCUCAUGUUCAGCUCCAAAUCUUCCUUCCGUGGUGUCAGUGAAAAACCAACAAAUAAACUGAGGGAAACAGACCUUAUUUAAAAAGUGCCUAUUGAUGUGGAUUGUUUUUUUGUUUUUUUUUUUUGGUUGUUUUUUUUUGGUGGGGGGAUGGGGGAGGGUGUUUUUUUGUACUGAUUGUAAUUGUACCAAAUCAGGAAUGAUCACUUUAUUUCUUUUUCCCACUUCAGGUCAUUUAGUGCUUUAUUGAAAUAAUGUGUAUUCCUUUUCUUUCACCUCCAUAACUUGUAUUUAUAUUCCAACCAGCUCAUCCUGAUGCUGUCCUUCUCUUGGAUAAAUUCCAUUUUAAAUUUCUCCUGCAUUCCCAAGAUUGGAGGUUGUAUAAAGUCCUGUUAUCUCCAGCCUUUACCCAGAUCACAUUUUAGUCGUUUUUAAAAAAAACAACACAUCAGACAUAAACAGACACCUGUAGAUAGAAAGGAAACCAUUGAAUAAGCUUGGAAUAAGAGGAUAUAAAAGCAAGCAAAUGAAACGAGUACAUUUAUGGUUUAGUAUUGUGCGGAAAAGCCAGACAAAAAAAAACAACAAAACAAAUGGUAAACUAAUGUAGCAUUUGAUUAUUGGAGUAGGUGAAAAGCUUUGUAAUCACAACAUGUUUGUCACAAGCUUCUAUAAACGUUGCCGCAGUUGUAAUCAUACUGUUUUAGACACAUUGUGCUUUUAGGUUUUAAUUCUGUAGCAUCAACAAAGAUACAAAUCAGGAAAAAAAAACAAGAAUAACAUUCUUCUGAUUUGUCCAACUUCUCUAAAUGUUAAGGUGGAAUGUUCUUAAUGUGUUUCUUCGAUUAUGGAUUAACUUACCUGUAGAAA